UACCUAAACAUUUUCUCAGCAUCCGUCACCCCCCCGCGCUCUCUUCUGGUUCGCCAUUCUCCUCUUCUUUGCUUCUCCAUCCUCUUCACAUCUGUCGGGAAAUUCGUUGACUUCACUCGCCACUGCUCAGAUUGCGAAAUCGAAGAGGACCGGAAAUGGCGGCUUACAUCGUAUCCAGGCGCCUCUCGAGCGGAUCAGGGACGCCUCCUUCGCAGCUUGUGGGUGCUUUGCGUUACGCGGCUUGCUGGAGAUCGUAUUCGACCGCUUUCCGAGAGGAAAGAGACACUUUUGGACCCAUUCUUGUUCCCUCGGACAAAUUGUGGGGAGCGCAAACGCAAAGAUCGCUGCAGAAUUUUGACAUCGGAGGCGAGCGUGAGCGGAUGCCCGAGCCGAUUGUUCGAGCUUUCGGCAUCCUUAAGAAGUGUGCGGCCAAGGUUAACAUGGAAUACGGUCUCGAUCCUUCCAUAGGAAAAGCCAUAAUGCAAGCAUCUCAAGAAGUAGCUGAGGGAAAAUUAAAUGAUCAUUUUCCCCUUGUCAUAUGGCAGACUGGCAGUGGCACUCAAAGUAACAUGAAUGCCAAUGAGGUGAUUGCAAACAGAGCAGCUGAAAUUCUUGGCCGUAAGCAUGGAGAAAAGUUUGUGCACCCAAAUGACCAUGUGAACCGAUCUCAAUCUUCAAAUGACACUUUCCCAACUGUGAUGCAUAUUGCGGCUGCAAUGGAAACAAAUUCAAGAUUAUUGCCAAGUCUUGGGAACUUGCAUACUUCACUUCACUCAAAGUCCAUCGAAUUUAAGGAUAUUGUCAAAAUUGGACGAACUCACACUCAAGAUGCGACUCCUUUGACUCUGGGGCAAGAGUUUAGUGGCUAUUGUACGCAAGUUAAGUAUGGAAUUGACCGUGUCAACUGCACUCUACCUCGUAUGUACCAGCUUGCACAAGGUGGUACUGCUGUAGGUACCGGUCUGAACACAAAGAAAGGGUUUGAUGUAAAGAUAGCUGCAGCAGUAGCUGAGGAAACUAGUUUACCAUUUGUCACUGCAGAAAACAAGUUUGAAGCCUUGGCUGCACAUGAUGCUUUUGUGGAGACAAGUGGUGCCCUUAACACAGUAGCUGCUUCUCUCAUGAAGAUUGCUAAUGACAUUCGGUUUUUGGGAAGUGGUCCCCGUUGUGGCCUUGGGGAACUUAUUCUUCCUGAAAAUGAGCCCGGCAGCAGUAUUAUGCCGGGGAAGGUCAACCCUACCCAAUGUGAGGCUCUUACCAUGGUCUGUGCACGGGUUAUGGGAAAUCACGUAGCCGUUACAGUAGGUGGAUCAAAUGGCCAUUUUGAGCUGAAUGUUUUCAAGCCAAUGAUUGCUAGUGGUCUCUUACAAUCACUGAGACUAUUGGGGGAUGCCUCUUCUUCCUUUGACAAGAAUUGUGUCCAAGGAAUUCAAGCUAACAAGGAAAGAAUUUCAAAGUUACUGCAUGAGUCAUUGAUGCUUAUCACAUCCUUGAAUCCCAAAAUUGGGUAUGAUAAUGCUGCUGCAGUUGCCAAGAAAGCCCACAAGGAGGGAUCCACUUUGAAGGAAGCUGCUCUGAAACUUGGAGUCCUCACAAGCGAAGAGUUCGACAAUCUUGUUGUGCCUGAGAAAAUGAUUGGACCAUCUGACUGAAAAGAAUAGUAGAUUCUCAAGACAAUCGACAUUCUUAGCUGACGGAAGAUUAGCUAGUAUUCCAUUUUUUUUCCCGGCAUUUUUGUCUGCCCCUAUGAAGGAUGAAGGGCUUAUGGCAUUAAAAACUUUCAGAACAUUAUUGUUGGGCGGCAUUGUAUCAAUUGGUCUCAAGCUUGUGUGGCAUCUCACUAGUGACACUAGCAGUUGAUAAGGUUCUCCUCAUCUCUGCUUUCCCUUUAGGUUUGUAUUAUUAACACAAGCAGUCAACAAGGUAAUAAGGAGGCCUACAAUGAGCAUAUUGUAUCCUAGGAAUUUUUUGAUGCCUGAAUAAAAAGAGAGUUCUUUUUCAA
Messenger RNA from Rhodamnia argentea, 2002 nucleotides. RefSeq names its product fumarate hydratase 1, mitochondrial. Gene Ontology annotation, biological process: fumarate metabolic process; tricarboxylic acid cycle; malate metabolic process. Gene Ontology annotation, molecular function: fumarate hydratase activity. The record is from RefSeq and is a predicted model, not a curated record. The transcript is spliced from 18 exons. Gene Ontology annotation, cellular component: mitochondrion; tricarboxylic acid cycle heteromeric enzyme complex. Bases 156 to 1652 code for a protein of 498 amino acids. NCBI's taxonomy places the organism in Eukaryota, Viridiplantae, Streptophyta, Magnoliopsida, Myrtales, Myrtaceae.